AUGGAAAGCAGCAGUGAAGAAAAAGGAGUUCGAGCUGGUGGCGGAGGAGGAGCCGAGUUCGGAUACUCAUCACCACCGCCAUCAGCAGCAGCUCAGCAGCAGAUGAUUAUGAACCAUCAGAUCCACCACCACGGCUUCGAUUCCGCGCCCUCCGAGAUCUUCAACCUCACCACCGGCAUCGAGAUGAUCGGCUUCCCCAACUCAUCCGCCAAAUCCCACUCCCCCGCCGCCGCCUCCGCCUCCGCCGCCAUGUGGAAACCCUUCGGCGAAAAGUCAGCUACGAGCGAACCCACGACAACAGACCAGUUCUACCACCACCACCAGCAGCACGAGUUCAGCGGCGGAGGCGGCGGGGUGGUAGAGGCAGCGGGGAUGAUGGUGGCGGCGGCGGCGGUGGAGGAGGAGGAUCCGAGUAACCAUAAUAAUAAUAAUAAUAAUAAUUCAUCGAUGGUGUUUUCAUGCUCAGGAAACGAGCGGCCGAGCCAAGGGCUCUCCCUUUCUCUCUCCUCCACCCACCCUUCCACCAUCGGCCUCCAGUCCUUCGAGCUCAUCCGCCACCACCACAGCAACCACCAGGAGGAAAUGAGGUUCAUGAACUCCCCAGCCUCCACCUCUCGCGGCGCGGGAGGUGGUUUUUUCUCUGCUAGGCCGUCGUCAUCGUCGCGGCAUCAGGAAAUGGAUGGCUUGUUCCAGCAGCAGUUGUUUCAGGUGAGAGGGUCAAGGUAUCUGGGUCCGGCCCAAGAGCUGCUGAACGAGUUCUGCAGCUUGGGUACCAAACAAACAGAUAAUACCCCCAGACCCAAACCCCACCCGCUAAAGUCCAAAAAUCCGGAUGAUAUUCCUUCCACUUCCAACACCGAUGCUGCUAACGAUGCGAAUGCCAAUAAGCCGUCGGUUGGUUCCCUUGAAUUCAUGGAGCUCCAAAAGCGCAAAACCAAGCUACUCUCCUUGCUCGAAGAGGUUGACAGGAAGUACAGGCACUACUGCGACCAGAUGAAAGCGGUCGUGUCGUCGUUCGAGGCGGUGGCGGGGGCCGGGGCGGCCACGGUGUACUCGGCGCUGGCGUCCAAGGCCAUGUCGAGGCACUUCCGGUGCUUGAGGGACGGGAUCGUGACGCAAAUCCAGGCGACCAAAAAGGCCAUGGGGGAGAAAGAUCCGGUAGCGCCGGGGACGACGAAAGGCGAAACGCCGCGUUUGAAGGUGAUCGAUCAAGCGAUACGGCAGCAGAGGGCGUUUCAGCAGAUGAACAUGAUGGAGACUCACCCUUGGCGGCCGCAGCGCGGUCUCCCGGAGAGAUCCGUCUCCGUCCUCCGCGCCUGGCUCUUCGAGCAUUUCCUCCACCCGUACCCAAGCGAUGUCGAUAAACAUAUUUUAGCGCGUCAAACAGGUCUCUCCAGAAGUCAGGUCUCCAAUUGGUUCAUCAAUGCAAGAGUCAGGCUAUGGAAGCCAAUGGUGGAAGAACUAUACACAGAAGAAACAAAAGACCCUAAUGAAGACUUCAUCCACAACAUCAACACCAACAACAACAUUAACAAUCAUCGUUUCAUGAUGUCUUCUUCCUCGGCUGGUCAUGGAGCCCACGAUCUUGACCAAGACAACGACGACCACAACAUCAACAUCCGCCUCCUCAACACUACUCACCACCACCUUUCCUCGUCGGCCGAUCAAAAGCCAAGCCAUGAUCAGUUAAUCCGAAUCGACUCCGACUGCCUCUCCUCCAUCAUCACCAACCCUGAUCGAAACGACCACCAAAUCACCACAACCAGAACCACCGCUGCCAUGGCCGCGGCCAAGGCCUACCAAAACCACCACCAUCAUUUGGCGUCUCAACAGCAACAAGGGUUUGGAGCUUUUGGCGCGGUGGAGCUUGAUUUCUCCUCGUACAAUCAUCAUCCCACGGGGGCGGUUUCUUAUGGCAAUGAUCAUCAUCAACAUCAGCAGCAACAGGGAGGGGUGUCGUUGACUCUAGGGUUGCAACAGCAUGGAGGGAAUAAUAACGGCGGUGGAGGUGUGAGCUUGGCUUUCUCGCCGGCGACACAAGGGAAUUUGUUCUUUCCGAGAGACCAAAUGGAAGAAUGUCAGCAGGUUCAGUACUCGCUCCUCGAUGGUGAUCAAGGUCAGAACUUGCCUUACAGGAACUUGAUGGGUGCUCAGUUGCUGCAUGAUCUCGCCGGAUGA
Linum trigynum is the source of this 2178-nucleotide messenger RNA. The record is from the annotation of a GenBank genome assembly. Lineage: Eukaryota; Viridiplantae; Streptophyta; Magnoliopsida; Malpighiales; Linaceae.